Molecule: messenger RNA, 2157 nt
Organism: Talpa occidentalis (Iberian mole)
Lineage: Eukaryota; Metazoa; Chordata; Mammalia; Eulipotyphla; Talpidae
Gene: KAZALD1
Product: Kazal type serine peptidase inhibitor domain 1
Exons: 5
Coding region: 917-1840 (307 amino acids)
Biological process (GO): regulation of signal transduction; regulation of cell growth
Cellular component (GO): extracellular region
Molecular function (GO): insulin-like growth factor binding
Source: RefSeq, a predicted model, not a curated record
GCGCCCCUCCCGCUCCCAGCGCAGAGUGCCACGGUGGCGCGGGUGGCGGCCGCGAGACCGGAUUCUUCUGGCCCUGCCAGCCUCGCAGGCCGUAACCUGUAAUCCAGCCCCGAGCGUCGCCUGCUGGGGAGGGCCCGGCCCGCCUCUCCCGCCACAGCUAGUCCUGGACCUCUAAUCUCCUCCUGCGCGUCUGCGGGCUGACUCACCUGCCGGAUGUGGGCCGGGGGGAGGAGGCCUCAUGUGGGGCGACAGAUGCGAGCGCCGGGUCUCUAGUUGGCGCCUUGAUGGGGAGGCUGGAUGGACAGACCCGCAGUAGCCCCCAGGAGCCGGCCCUGGGCUGCGGGGAGACGACAGGGGCCGGCCCUGCCCUCCAGGAGCGCUGUCUGGCCAGAGCUCGUCCCGCCUCCGCACCGCGCAGCUGCCUUAGCCCACCCCAGGGGCCAUAAAGUCAGAUGGGACAAGGCUUAGCUGUGGCACCAACUCGGCUUCCCAGACACCCCACCAGCUUCCUCCCCCACGCCGCCAGCCCCAGCCCCAGUGGUUCUCGCACCCCUCCCCUCUCCCAGCUUGGGUGUCCGAUUACGGCUCCUUUGCUCUCACUGUGACUUUGGCCCAGGCUUGGGGGAAGUGGCCCGGAGGGUCCGCAACGGCUGCGGCUGCUGCGUAAAAUUGGCAGGCUCAGAACUAGGGGGAGGGUGUGUGUAUGUGCGACGCUGAGGGGCGGGGAGAGGGGGCGGUGGAGCUGUUGUGUGAGUCCAAGACCGUGGGCUCUCUGAGAGAGCCUUAAGCCCGAGCAGAGGUGGCGGGGGCUCAGCCCACUGUUCACUGCUUUCUUUCCACGGCCUCAUUUUGCGAACUGGAGUCACACUGCUCGAAAGGGCUUAGCCCGCGACACUAGGGUGCCACGAACCCGCUGAUGCCCCAGUGCUCACAAGGCUUCCAGCUAACUAUGCCACCGCCGCCUGCCGCUGCCUUGGCACUGCUGCUGCUGAUGGUGCAGACGCGGACGCGCGCGCUCGAGUCCUCGGGCCCAGAGUACCUGCGGCGCGGCUGGCUGCGGCUGCUGGCGGAGGGCGAGGGCUGCGCUACCUGCCGGCAGGAAGAGUGCGCCGUGCCGCUGGGCUGCCUGGCCGGCCGGGUGCGCGAUGCGUGUGGCUGCUGUUGGGAAUGCGCCAACCUUGAGGGCCAGCUCUGCGACCUGGACCCCAGCGCCCACUUCUACGGGCUUUGCGGCGAGCAGCUGGAGUGCCGGUUGGACGCAGGCGGCGACCUGAGCCGCGGAGAGGUGCCCGAGCCGCUGUGCGUCUGCCGCUCGCAGCGUCCUCUCUGCGGGUCGGACGGCCGCACCUAUGCGCAGAUCUGCCGCCUGCAGGAGGCGGCUAGCGCUCGGCCCGACGCCAACCUCACGGUGGCACACCCAGGGCCCUGCGAAUCGGAGCCCCAGAUUGUGUCGCACCCAUAUGACAUUUGGAAUGUGACGGGGCAGGAUGUGAUCUUUGGCUGUGAGGUGUUUGCUUAUCCCAUGGCUUCCAUCGAGUGGAGGAAGGACGGCUUGGACAUUCAGCUGCCAGGGGAUGACCCCCACAUCUCUGUGCAGUUUAGGGGUGGACCCCAGAGGUUUGAAGUGACCGGCUGGCUGCAGAUCCAGGCUGUGCGUCCCAGCGAUGAGGGCACCUACCGCUGCCUCGCCCGCAAUGCCCUGGGUCAGGUCGAGGCCCCAGCUAGCCUAACAGUGCUCACACCAGAACAGUUGAACUCCACAGGCAUCCCCCAGCUGCCAUCCCUGCACCUGGUUCCUGGCGAGGAGGCUGAGAGUGAAGAGGGCGAGGAUUACUACUAGAUCUGGAGCCCUGGCCCAUGGGGUGGGUGAGUGGGGAUAACGUUCAUCCCUGCUUUUGAAAAGACCUGGAAAGGGGGACUGGGCCCCUCCAUGGAUUGUUUCAAUGCCCUUAGUCCAGGGAAUUGUGAAGGGAGACAAAAGUUGAAGGGAGGGUAAUGAGAUAAGCAGAGACUAGGGGAGGUGGGAUGUGAAGGGGCCCACGAAGGAGAUGCCCUCACUGGGGGAGUCUCCAGAGACCAACCAGGCAGAAGGGAACAACAGAUACUGGUGGUUCCUAGUGGGAGUUCCUCUCCCUGCCCUUGCCCCGCCCCCCCCCC